GCAGGGACCAUGUUGCUUCCGAACAUCCUGCUCACCGGUCAGGGCGCGCGGCCGGGAGGGGAUGGGCGGGGGCAGGUGAGGGGCGCGGAGUGUUCUGGGCAUCGGGCGCCCUGGUAGGAGUUUCUCAGUGCCGUCUUCGGAGGCCUGCAGAGGGCCACGAGGCGGUUGUCAGCGUCCCGGGAGCCGACCCUCACGGGCGUUGCGGCAGGCGGGGGAGGGGACGCGGAACGUUAUUUCCGUUGGCCCGAGGCUCCCGGGGGAGGUGAAGAGAGGUCGGCAGAUCCAGCUCUUCUGCUUAGCAACCUGCUUAGUCUUUCGGAAUCUGGUAUUUCGUUUGUAAAAUGGAUUGUUAAUUCUUUGGCAGGGUAGGCUUUGAAAUUUUCAGGGAAAUAAGGCCAUAUCUGCUUCCCAGUAGUGCCAUUAAUGGUGGAUUCCUCACUCCUUAGGCCUCCGUGGGCCGUAUUUUAUUUUUUCCUUUGCUUCUGAUAAACGCCUCAGAUUAGAUUUCGGUAAAUGAGUUCAGAUGUUUGUGGCGUGACGAAAUUACUGUAUGCUUUUGUUGAGUUACAUCAGAGGCUCCCCCCGCCCCUUAAAAAGAAGGCAUCUAGUGAGCAUUUCGGGUCGUUUCUCGCGUAGGAGUGGGUCUUUGAAGCCAUACUCAGGGUACACCAGGGGUUGGAAAAACUACACUAGGCAAAGAACUUGCGUCAAAAUCAGGACUGAAAUACAUUAAUGUUGGUGAUUUAGCUCGAGAAGUCUGAUCAUCGGAUAUCAUGGAGUCUGGCAAGAUGGCUUCUCCCAAGAGCAUGCCGAAAGAUGCACAGAUGAUGGCACAAAUCCUGAAGGAUAUGGGGAUUACAGAAUAUGAGCCAAGAGUUAUAAAUCAGAUGUUGGAGUUUGCCUUCCGAUAUGUGACCACAAUUCUAGAUGAUGCAAAAAUUUAUUCAAGCCAUGCUAAGAAAGCUACCGUUGAUGCAGAUGAUGUGCGAUUGGCAAUCCAGUGCCGCGCUGACCAGUCUUUUACCUCUCCUCCCCCAAGAGAUUUUUUAUUAGAUAUCGCAAGGCAAAGAAAUCAAACCCCUUUGCCACUGAUCAAGCCAUAUUCAGGUCCUAGGUUGCCACCUGAUAGAUACUGCUUAACAGCUCCAAACUAUAGGCUGAAAUCUUUACAGAAAAAGGCAUCAACUUCUGCGGGAAGAAUAACAGUCCCGCGGUUAAGUGUUGGUUCAGUUACUAGCAGACCAAGUACUCCCACACUAGGCACACCAACCCCACAGACCAUGUCUGUUUCAACUAAAGUAGGGACUCCCAUGUCCCUCACAGGUCAAAGGUUUACAGUACAGAUGCCUACUUCGCAGUCUCCAGCUGUAAAAGCUUCAAUUCCUGCAACCUCAGCAGUUCAGAAUGUUCUGAUUAAUCCAUCAUUAAUUGGGUCCAAAAACAUUCUUAUUACCACUAAUAUGGUGUCAUCACAAAAUGCUGCCAAUGAAUCAUCAAAUGCAUUGAAAAGAAAACGUGAAGAUGAUGAUGAUGACGAUGAUGAUGACGAUGACUAUGAUAAUUUGUAAUCUAGCUUUGCUGCAUGUAACAUGUAUACUUGGUCUUGAAUUCAUUGUACUGAUAUUAAACAUGCAUGCUGGAUGUUUUCAAGUUGUGUUUUAGAAAACUUUAAUAAUAAUUAAUGAGUAAAUACAGUUACCAUACUUUUCAAUUGAAAUGAAGGUUUUUCAUCAGCCUUAAAAGUGUAAGAGAAAUAAAGUUGUCAUUCAUUACUUUGA
Macaca mulatta (Rhesus monkey) is the source of this 1778-nucleotide messenger RNA. Lineage: Eukaryota; Metazoa; Chordata; Mammalia; Primates; Cercopithecidae. The record is from RefSeq and is a predicted model, not a curated record.